Alligator sinensis (Chinese alligator) is the source of this 720-nucleotide messenger RNA. Its product is annotated as alpha-2-macroglobulin-like protein 1. The transcript has 6 exons. The record is from RefSeq and is a predicted model, not a curated record. Bases 77 to 415 code for a protein of 112 amino acids. NCBI's taxonomy places the organism in Eukaryota, Metazoa, Chordata, Crocodylia, Alligatoridae.
AGAAAACGUCUCCCUGGCGAUUCCUGGGAACAUAGUGGCAGGCUCUGAGCGAGCCCACGUGACUGUCCUGGGUGACAUGAUGGGCGCAGCUCUGCAAAGCAUCGACCGCCUGCUGGCCAUGCCACAUGGUUGCGGAGAGCAAAACAUGGUUCUGUUUGCUCCCAACAUCUACAUUCAGCCAUACCUGGAGACGAGCGGCCAGCUAACCCCAGAGAUCAGAGACAAGGCCCAGGGCUUCCUGAAGAGUGGGUACCAGCGUGAGCUGACAUACAAGCACAAUGAUGGCUCUUAUAGCGCUUUUGGGAAGAGUGAUGCCACAGGCAACACCUGGGCGGUAUCUCGAACGAGCUCUCUCUCUCCGCUUACAUCACGGCUGCACUGCUGGAGCUGGGGCUGCCGCUCAUGGACCCCAUGAUGAGCAAGGCCCUCCAGUGCUUGCACAAAUCCUCCAACACCACUGACAUCUACACACAGGUGCUGCUGGCCUAUUCCUUCGGGCUGGCAGGGGACAUGCAGCUGUGGAGUGCCCUUCUGAAAAGCCUGGCCCAGUACAGCACUAGCUCUGGGGGGCAGCUCCACUGGGAGAGGAAGGUGAAGCCGCCGCCUGGCACUGAUUCCUUCUGGGCCCAAGCCCUGUCAGCUGAAGUGGAGAUGACCGCGUAUGUCCUCCUGGCCUAUCUCUCCCCGCCCAAAGAGGCUACUGCUGACCUGGCGACUGCC